ACGCGUCGGGCCGCACGCUCAACUUGUGGCCGCCGUUGCCUCCCCCUGUUUUCUCGUGGCUUCCCACUACCUCUCUCUCCCUCUCUCUCUCUCUCUAUUGAGACAUCCCCAUUCUCGAUCCUUCUACUGCCUUGCGCGUCUCCUCUUCGCCUCCUCGCCUCUUCACCGCCGGUUAAGCAUGGUAUGUGAAGGCUGAGCAAGACAUGACAAAAAGUUUUCUGCAGAAGUUUGAGAGGUUGCUGUUGCUUUCUUUACUCAUAUCUAAAUAAGUUGCAUCCAACUAUCCGCAACUAUGGCUAGCAAGGUUUCUGGCAGGGUGACUGUUACUGAACAACGUGGAUUUCAAUGUUCAUUUUCAAACUCAUGGCAUCAUAUUGGAUCAGCUCCUAUGAGCAAGACUAUUGAUUUUAAGAAAUUAUGUCAUGGACAAUUUUGGAGUGCUAGGAUCUGUUCGUCAUUUGAAGGAUUUUGGCGCAUCAGUCCCCAAUAUUAUAUGCACUCCAAAGGUCACAAAGUUAUAUGUUUUUCCACUGGUACUCGUAGUAGUGAAACAAAGGAAUGCACAAGGAGUUCAGAAGACUGUGAAAAUGCUUCUAGAGAUCAUCUUGAAGAUGGGCAUUGUGGAGGAUAUGCUUCUCAUUCUAGUCAAGGCCUGGCUGAAGCUUGUAGGUUUGUUUACAAUGAUGCAAAAUAUGUGAAUGAAAGGGCACGUAAUGAUAUUAUCUUGCUUUCACGUGGCAUAACAAGACUCAAUGAUCGUGCACGCCAAGAUGUUGCCGUUCUUGGACUGGGAUUUCUUAAGCUUGAUGCUCGUGCAAGGAAGGACACCGAGAAGAUUAAGAUUGACCUUGGUGUGAAGGAAAAGGCUGCUCACUUGCACCGUAUAGCCACAAUCUUGAAGAGAGCAGCUGACAAGCAUUGGAGCGACGGGGCAUUGGAGGCUGACCUACGACGAGCAAACGUUAUAGUUAGACGCCGUGCCAUGGAAGAUGCAUAUAUGGCUUUGAAGUUUAUUCGAAACAUCCAUGAUAUGAUGGCAAACAAAUUGUACCAGAUGCCUCCAAAGGAAGGUUGUUUCUUGAUGAGCGAUAAGAUGGGAUUCAUCACACUUGAAAAAAAUGGGAAGGCUCUUGAUCUAUUUGCUGGUGAAGUCACUACAGAUCGUAUACAUGCCAUACAGGAUGCUUACUUGAGUAUGGCAUCUGCCUUGUCUGAGGCUGAUGGUAUUGAUUACACUGAUCCUGAGGAGCUUGAACUACUAGUUGCGACUCUUAUUGAUCUUGAUGCAAUGGAUGGUAAAAGUAGCGUCUCAUUAUUGGCUGAGUGUUCAAGCUCUCCUGAUGUUAAUACAAGGAAAGCUCUGGCGAAUGCUUUAGCGACUGCUCCAUCCAUGUGGAUCCUGGGGAACGCCGGCAUGGGGGCAUUACAAAGAUUGGCUCAGGACAGCAACCACGCUGUUGCAGCUGCUGCAUCCAAAGCUAUCAAUGAAUUGAAGCAGCAGUGGGAACUCGAAGAAGGUGAUAGUUUGAGAUUUAUGAUGAAUCAAUUUUCUCAGGAAGAGGAUAUAGAUGAUACUAACCAAGAAGCUGAUAGCUAAUAAGCAUUACAGAAGUCAAAGAUUCCAGUAGGGGGUGGCGAGUCACGCUUCCCUGUGAAAUGUGCAUAGAUAAGAUGAUAGUUGAUUUCUGCAAUGAAAGGGGUGAGCCACAGAAUCGAGUGACUUUUAAUAGGGUGAGACAACGUGUAUCCCCCCGUAAAAUGUGCAUAGAUAGAAUCUACAACCGGUUUGUGCAUUUCAAGGGAUGAUGCAAAUGUAAAGCUUUAGAUGAUGUAAUCUCAUCCGACCUCUAAUGUUUCUCAAUUGUAAUGGCCAUCGCCCCUUUCCUUU
Messenger RNA from Musa acuminata AAA Group (dessert banana), 1888 nucleotides. Its product is annotated as senescence-associated protein OSA15, chloroplastic. Gene Ontology annotation, cellular component: chloroplast. The transcript is spliced from 13 exons. Gene Ontology annotation, biological process: leaf senescence; cellular response to oxidative stress. The record is from RefSeq and is a predicted model, not a curated record. Lineage: Eukaryota; Viridiplantae; Streptophyta; Magnoliopsida; Zingiberales; Musaceae. The coding region runs from base 293 to 1597 and encodes 434 amino acids.